ACCCCUUGACCACUGAAUCCUCCAUUUCCACAAUCGCGUUGCGGGUGUCCGACAUCGCCGAUAGCUUGAUUGCUAGAAAUGUUCGUCUUGAUGCGCUUGUGACCAGCGAGGAGAGCGCCACUCUUGCCCAUGCCCUUGGCCAAUUGCAUCUGGCAGUUACAGGCCUUCGCUGCGCUCGAAAUAUAUCCCAUGGCAUCCAUCGUCUCCCGCUGAAGGUCCUGCAACGGAUCUUCACCUUGGCCGUCAUGUGUUCGAUCCUGACGGUGUGCCGCUCGUGGAGGCAAUCGGUCUAUAACUGUCCCGAGUUCUGGACGACCAUCCAGGUGUGCAAGAAGACUACCUCACGCGGCCUCUGGGGCCUCAUUGCGCGCAGCAACUCUCUUCCGAUCAAUUUGGCACUCUCUGGCUCGGACCACCUCGUUCGGUAUCUCGACGCGAGACACGAUUCACCCGGGCCCCCGAUACGGAUACGGAAUCUCCAACUAUUUGUGCGGCCACCGUCCGGCUGUAACGACUCGCCUCGGGCGCCAUGCGUUUGCGGGGACGUUCAAGACACGCAGCUGCUGCAGCGUCCCUUCUUCCAUCAGCCGGCUCCGCUCCUCGAAGGCCUGCAGCUGUUCGUAGGUGGUCCCUCCAUCUCCUCCCAGCCUCUCCCAAGGCUAUUCAAAGGCUCCGCCCCUCGCCUUUCUCGUCUGGUCUGCAUCGGCCUCUCGCCACACAUCAACAACCGCUUCGCAAGUCUGACGCACCUGUAUCUCUACGAGGGGACUGCGGCGUUCGGCGACACCCCGGACUCGGAGCUGCCGCACGACGCGCCGUUCCUGGCGUCGUUCCUCGACUUCCUGGAGGGCUCGCAGAACCUCGAGGAGCUCGUGCUCGUGCACGAUUCUUGCAGGCGCCGCGGAUGCCGGCGCUGUCGGGACGAGCCGCCGGCGCUGGCGGGGCGGCGCGUGCAUCUGCCGCGCCUGCAGCGGAUCACGUUCGACGAGGAGGCUUGGCUGGGCGCGGGACGUCUCCUCCGGUACGUCGUCCCCGCGCGGAGGGCGACCGUGCAGUCCGACUGCUCGAAGAUACGGUCGGUGAUUGGCAAUGGACACUCCAUGUACGACUUCCUGCCCGUGCUCACGAGGGACGCGGGCUUCCUGGCGCACCUCAGCGGAAUCACGAAGGUGGCGCUCUGGCUGACGAAGAACCAGCACUGCUUGAUGUGCAGCGGCCCCGAUUGCGCGCUGACGCUCAACCUCGUGCACGGGUUGAUCCCGCUUGAGAUGCACGUAGUCCAGACGCACUUUUUGACAGUGGCGCGUGCGUUCCCCACGGAGUUCGUGCGCGCGGUCGUGCGGGCGCUGGACCUGCGGGGCGUCGUGGACCUGAGCGUGCAGAUCGGCGGGGUGUCCCUCCUCGUCGCCGACGCGCGGGAUUUGUUUGCUGCCAUGCCCAAGGUGCGGACCUGCACUGUCGGGUUUGACGCGCGCGUGCACAGGAGCUUUUGGAGCAGGUGCCUCUCGAAGGCGGACGCACCCUUCCCGGAGCUGAAAACGCUGCACUUCGUGGGCGACCUGCCUGCGGGGUGGAAGCCAUGGGAGGUCCUGGGUCUCGUCAUCCGGCGGGCCAUGCGUGGUCGUCGCUUGGAGGGGGUGAAGUUCACCGCGGUUGCGAGCGAUGACUCGGAGCCUGAAUUCGUAAAAUGGAACGCGGAUGUGCUGCGAGUGGGCGGGAGACGGGUGCUUGACUAUGUCGGCUCGCUGGAGUUCGGGCGGGUAGGAGUCUCGCCGAUGGACGCUCCCGAGGUUGAUUCUUGGGAUGGAAGUUUGCUGUAGGCGGUAGAUUAAUAUGAAGAUCAUGUCUGUCGGCGUGUCUGGGAUUACAGUAGAUGUUCGGGGAGAUUUAAUGACUCUAACGUACUUACCUGCUCCGAUGUGUCCUCAGCCUAUAGUGGGUCCAUCUCGUUUGAGCUGCACCGCCCAAUGAUACGGUCAUUGAUACCUAGCAAGAGACCAUCGGUCAUCCCCUUCCGAGUUGUAUCGUGCCAUUCUGAGCCUGAGUAGGCGCCCGAGUACUGAGUCGCGAUGUGAGUGGACCAAGCAGCUUGACUGAGGUGGGAUCUCCACGGACGCGUGCAUCAUCUAAUCGUCGACUGCGAACGCAAGGCCUCAGGAACCAUGCUUGUCACUGGGCGGUCAAGCGCAGUCUGAGAUGCUGUGCGGGGCUAUCAGGCAAUACUUACGAGGCUACAAUGUUUC
Molecule: messenger RNA, 2243 nt
Organism: Fomitopsis serialis
Lineage: Eukaryota; Fungi; Basidiomycota; Agaricomycetes; Polyporales; Fomitopsidaceae
Exons: 5
Coding region: 246-1820 (524 amino acids)
Source: RefSeq, a predicted model, not a curated record